Molecule: messenger RNA, 3276 nt
Organism: Trichosporon asahii var. asahii CBS 2479
Lineage: Eukaryota; Fungi; Basidiomycota; Tremellomycetes; Trichosporonales; Trichosporonaceae
Exons: 5
Coding region: 1-3276 (1091 amino acids)
Biological process (GO): chromatin remodeling; negative regulation of transcription by RNA polymerase II
Cellular component (GO): nucleus; chromatin
Molecular function (GO): DNA binding; ATP hydrolysis activity; histone binding
Source: RefSeq, a predicted model, not a curated record
AUGGGGAUCCGUAGCGCGACAAACAUGCUCAUGGAGCUCAGGAAGACGUGCCAGCACCCGUACCUGUCCGACCCGAGCCUGGAGCGUCUCGACCUCACCGAUGAGGAGCAGCACAAGCGUCUGACCGAUGCGAGCGGUAAGCUGCUCUUCCUGAAGCAGCUCCUGCCAGAGCUGAAGCGGAGAGGCCACCGCGUCCUACUCUUCUCACAGUUCAAGAUCGCUUUAGACAGGAUCGAGGACUUUCUCUGGGGCGAGGGGUACAAGUACCUCCGCUUGGACGGCAAUGUGUCGCAACUGAAGCGCCAGAAGGACAUGGACCGGUUCAACGACCCGAACAGCGAGGAGUUUAUCUACCUGCUCACGACGCGCGCAGGCGGUGUGGGCAUCAACCUCGCCACGGCCGAUACUGUGAUUAUCUUCGACCCCGACUUCAACCCGCACAUGGACCUGCAGGCCAUUUCACGUUCACAUCGGUACGGACAGACGAAGCGCGUGCUCGUGUUCAAGCUCAUGACGGGAAUUGAGGAGCAGAUUAUUAACAAGGGCAAGAAGAAGAUGGUGCUCGACCACCUCGUCGUGCAGCAGAUGGGCAAGGAGACGGAGGAGGGUGAGGUCGACAAUCUGAUCCUGUACGGAGUUCAGGAGAUUAGGAAGGAGGAGGCCAUGGACGAGACGGCGCAGAAGUGGACGCAGCAGAAGAUUGAGGAUCUCAUCGAUGGGGCAGAGAAGGAGGCCGAGGAGAUGGCCAAGGCUGAGGCUGAGGCUGAAAAGGCUGCUGAGGAGGCCGGAGAAGGAGGGGAGGGAGGGGAGAAGCCGAAGAAGCCCGGAGAGACUAUGGGAUUCUCGUUCGCUCGUGUCUGGGAGACGAAGGACAGUGGCCUCAAGGACGUCGAGGAGGGAGACGACGACGUCGAGCUCGACGACAACAUGUGGGCCGCCUUUGUGGCUGAGCGCGAGGCGGCGGAGGCCGAGCGUCAAAAGGCGCAAGAAGCGGAAGCCGGUCGCCGUCGGAGGGCAGCCAAGCUCGCCAUCAACUACUCCCUCUUCGACGAGUCCCCUAGGAAGGCCAAGAAGAAGGACAAGGGCAAGGGAAAGAAGGCCGCCCUGGUCGAUUCGGAUGGCGAGGAGAUCGUGUACCCCGAUGCCGGCGGGGACGACGCGAGCGACACGGACUAUGUCGCGCCGACGGGCCCUCCGUCUGACGACGAGGACGAAUUCGACCUUCUGCCCGACAACACGGACGACCUCAGCUACGAGCUCGAGCGGCACUAUGCCGGAAUUGUGAACGGCGCGCCGCACUUGACCAAAUCGGAGAAGAGGGCAUUGCGCGAGCAACGCGCGAGGGAGCUGUCUCUGCAGCCGCCGCCAUCUGCUGCUCCUCAGCCCCCGUCUCAGCCGGCCCAGAGUUCUCAGGCUAUCCAACCUGCACAAACGCAGCAGGCCGUCCGUCCGCCACCACAAGUGCCCGAACAACGGCAGUCGCCAGUGUUCGACGCUGUCGUGGCGGAGCAGUUCAUCAGCCGUGCGCGCCUGGUCCUACGCUCGCUGCACACCGAACUGAACAUUGCGUCCAAGCCCGAGCUGCGCGUCAUGUGGGACGCGCUGUGCAACGUGGGUUUACCCCUCAACGCACGCUUCGAGCAGUACCGCAAACUCGCGACGCUGGCAGACGAUACGCGCGGGAAUUCAGGCGCGCCGAAGCGGUAUAUUAUCAGAGAUAGCGGGCUGCUCGUGUGGGAGUUUAUCAGAAGCAAGGCCUUCAUUGACCAGGGUGCCAUGGUGGCCCAUCAACAGCAGCAGUUGGUCCAGCAGCAGGUCCGUCCGAUGGUGCCGCUCUCGCAACAUGCUCCGCCCCAGCCUCCGAACCAGCAUCCCAACGUCCCAUACCGGCCUUAUCCUCCUGCGCAACCGGGAGGACUGCCGUACCCCGCCCCCUUGCCAUACGUGCCGAAGUACAGGCCGCCGCCGGGUGCGAUUGAUCCCUUCCGUGGACGUCCGGUACAGCACCCUCCGCCGCAGUACCCCGUGCAACACCAGAUGCACCCACAGCAAAUGCACCCGCAAGCGUACGGGUGGCCGCAGCACCAGGGCCAGGUCAUCCCGCAGCAGGUGCAACAGACACCCCUGCUGGCACAGCGCCCGUUACCGCCGUCUGUGCCACACCAGCAACCGCCACCUCAGCAUCAGCAGGCGAUUCCUCCGUCAGUACACCAGCCGCAGCCGCAAGCACAGAGACCGCCACCACCAGCCGAACGUCCCUCGGUGAACGGCCAGCCCCGGCCAACGAUCUCCACAGCUCCUGCCCCACCUCCCGCGACGCGCACCCCACAACAGGCCAGUCGCAACAGCACGCCAAUCUCCGUGGCCGACAGCACGCCCUGCCCAAGCAGCGCGAGUUCGCGGAAACAGCGCAUAUCGCUGUCUGACACAUCUCGACCCAGUGGCGCUCAGCCGUCGACGACGCCGAACGCGCUGCAACUCGGUGAUUCGUCACGGUUCCAGCCCAAUGCUGUUGAUGGCGCGACGGACGCGGUGGAUGCGGACGACGCGGUGUGUUUCUGGUGCGGGGGCCAGCACCCGCUUGACGAGUGCCCUGGCCUGCUGUCAAAGGAGCAGCUGAACGAGAUGGCGAAGGAGAUCGAGGCGAUGGAGCCGAGCGAGGACAAGGACGUAGGCCUCACUGCCAUCACGAAGAUGCGCGAAGCGCACGCGCGGAAAGAUCGGAAACGCAAGCGCCUGCUCGAGGAGGAGAACGAAGCCAAGCGGGCACGACAGCGCUACUCCGGCGCGAGUGGGUGUGCCAUCUGUCGCCAAAACGUGGAGCAUUCAGCAGCGCACUGCCCCGUCGUGCGCGCUGGGCCCGACUCGAUCCGCGAGGCGCUGAAGCGUUUCCCCCCCAACGACCGAUUCCACGAAAUCUUAACCCGUCUCCUGCACGCGCAAGAGACGGGCGUGGAUCCGAGCAAGGUGCAGAGCUGCGUGUUCUGCGACAAAGUCUGCGGCCUGACUGUGCGCGAGUGUGCGGAGAAGAAUGGCUCGAGAAAGCUGCUGAAGCACAAGAUUCGCACGCUCGAGGCGACAUCUGAGAAACUGGGCAGGGAGGAAGCGGAACUGGCCAAGGAGAAGAAAAGACUGGCGCAGGAUACGUCCCACGCCGCGCAGGGCGAACUCGCCGGCGUCGCGCGCAAACUGAGCGAACUGACGACCAAGACGGAGGGCGCGAAACUCAAGUUGGAUAAGCUGUACAAGGCGUACAUCGAGUGGCCGAAAGAGUAG